AGGCUCUUACAGUUCUUUUCUCUUCUUCUUCGUCGUCUUUAUUUUUUUGUUCGGUCGUGGGGAUGGCCGCGUGCCGUUUGCGUGCAACCCGGGAAAUGGGUUGACACAGAGCUUGCGGUUUUGCAAUGCGAGCCUGCCAAUAAGGGGGAGGGUGAGGGACCUGGUCGGCCGGCUGACGCUGCAGGAGAAGAUCCUGAUGCUGGUCAACAACGCCUCCGCCGUGCCCCGCCUCGGCAUCGAGGCCUACGAGUGGUGGUCAGAGGCCCUCCACGGCGUCUCCGACCAGGGCCCCGGAGUCCACUUCGGCGGCGCCUUCCCUGGCGCCACCAGCUUCCCCCUCGUCAUCACCACCGCCGCUUCCUUCAACGCCUCCCUGUGGCGCCAGAUUGGACAGGUGGUGUCAGACGAAGGAAGAGCUAUGUACAACGGAGGAGCUGCUGGGUUGACGUACUGGAGUCCGAACAUCAAUGUAUUGAGGGAUCCGAGAUGGGGCCGAGCGGAGGAGACUCCCGGCGAGGACCCUUUUGUCGUCGGCCAGUUCGCCGUCAACUACGUCAAGGGACUCCAAAGCAUCACCCAGCGCAAGCACCUUAAGGUCGCCGCUUGCUGUAAGCACUACACUGCUUAUGACCUUGACAAUUGGAAUGGUAUUGAUCGAUUCCACUUCAACGCCCAGGUAAGCGAGCAGGAUUUAGAGGAAACUUUCAAUGUGCCGUUUAAGGCAUGUGUGGAGGAAGGUCAUGUUGCUAGUAUCAUGUGUUCCUACAAUCAAGUUAAUGGAAAGCCCAGCUGUGCUGAUCCCAACCUCCGCAAUAUUAUUCGUGGUCAAUGGCACCUUAAUGGGUACAUUGUGUCUGAUUGUGACUCUGUUGAUGUGUUAUAUAAUGAUCAACACUACACAAAAACACCUGAAGAUGCAGCUGCUCUAACCAUCAAAUCAGGGUUGGAUUUGGACUGUGGAUAUUUCCUAGCAUUGCACACCGGGGCAGCCGUACAAGCCGGAAAAUUAAGCGAAGCAGAUGUUAACUUGGCCUUAACUAAUUUGCUAACUGUCCAGAUGAGGUUGGGAUUGUUUGAUGGUGAUCCAUCUACUCAAACUUAUGGACAAUUGGGCCCAGCAGAUGUGUGCAGCCUAGCCCACCAACGCCUUGCCCUUGAGGCAGCCCAACAAGGCAUCGUACUUCUUAAGAAUCUUGGAAAAUCACUGCCCUUGUCAACUUCGCUUCAUCGAACCGUCGCAGUCAUUGGGCCCAACUCCGACGCUACACUUACCAUGAUUGGAAACUAUCACGGUGUGCCAUGUGCUUACACAAGUCCUCUACAAGGGAUUAGCAAGUACGCAAAGACUGUUCAUCAACCGGGGUGCUUCGAUGGUGUGUUCUGCAAUGACAACCAGUUUUUUGAAAGCGCUGAGGUUGCAGCCCGACAUUCUGAUGCCACCAUCUUAGUGAUGGGCCAUAACCAGUCCAUUGAAACCGAGUCUCUAGAUAGGACCUCAUUGCUUUUACCUGGACGCCAAGAGGAGCUCAUUUCAAGAGUGGCUCAAAGCUCAAAGGGCCCAACCAUCUUGGUUUUGAUGUCUGGUGGGGCUAUUGAUGUCUCCUUUGCCAAUAAAAAUCCUCGUAUCUCUGCAAUUCUAUGGGCAGGGUUUCCAGGUGAAGUCGGCGGACAAGCCAUCGCAGAUAUUUUGUUUGGAACAAUCAAUCCAGGUGGUAAGUUACCUAUGACAUGGUAUCCCAAUAGCUACUUGGCUAAGGUGCCAAUGACCAACAUGGCCAUGCGAGCUAACCCAUCGACGGGCUACCCAGGUCGGACCCACCGCUUUUACAAGGGCCCAGUAGUAUUUCCAUUUGGAUUUGGAUUGAGUUACACCAAAUUUGUCCACUCGGUGAUUGAAGCUCCAACAACAAUUUCUAUUCCCAUUUCCAACUUUCGUGCCUUGAAAAACUCAACCCUACAGAGCAACACCAUCCCAAUCACCCAUGUUAAUUGUGUCAAACUCUCAUUGGGUGUACAUGUGGAAGUACAAAACACAGGCUCUGUAGAUGGGUCCCACACCGUUCUACUGUUCUCCACAUCACCAAAAGGAAAAGAGACUCCGAUCAAGCAGUUAGUGGGGUUUGAGAAGGUCCACAUGGCAGUCGGGUCUUAUAAACAUGUCAAAAUUGAUGUUGACGUGUGCAAACACCUUAGCAUUGUGGAUGAACAUGGAAUUCGAAGAGUUUCAUUGGGCAAGCAUACCCUUCACAUUGGCAAUCUUAAGCAUUCCAUUUCUCUCCAAGCAAGUUGAACAUUAUGGAAGAAAUCAAACCUCAAUGGUUGUUGGAACAACAGGGCACAGCUUUCCUUUUUCUAAAUUAUUAAAUAAACCUAAAUAAGAAUGUCCAUAGUCAAUCUCUAGGGAAGUUUGGGCAUGGUUAUUUACUUAGUGAAUAUACAAAUUGGCUAAAAGGAAGACCGUGCGAAAUUAAGAAAACCCUGUACAGUAUUUUUUCUUUGAAAUUUUGAAAAAAAAAAAAAAAAGAAGUGAACUUUGCUUUUUAAUGUAUGGCUGUAAUUUGUGCUUACAAAUUGUAAGAUAAGUUAAUGAAUUGAUAAGAAAUGGAAUAUUUUUUCCUGAAUGGAUAUUUGUUC
Molecule: messenger RNA, 2634 nt
Organism: Malania oleifera
Lineage: Eukaryota; Viridiplantae; Streptophyta; Magnoliopsida; Santalales; Ximeniaceae
Product: beta-D-xylosidase 1-like
Exons: 7
Coding region: 197-2290 (697 amino acids)
Biological process (GO): arabinan catabolic process; xylan catabolic process
Cellular component (GO): plant-type cell wall
Molecular function (GO): alpha-L-arabinofuranosidase activity; xylan 1,4-beta-xylosidase activity
Source: RefSeq, a predicted model, not a curated record